AUGCAGGGCUGGGGCCGCGUGCUGCGGGCGGCCGGGCGCCUCCGCUCGGUCGCUGCCAGCCCCGGGGCCGCCCGCGGAGCGAGCUGCGGGCCCGGCGAGCGGCCGGGGGGGCGCGGGGCCGCGCUGCCCGCGGGGCCGGACCUGCGGCACUUCCUGAGAGCCGCCGCCGUGCCGCCGCCCGCCGGGGAGCCGCGGCCCGAGCCGGAGCGGGGCGCUGCCGCCGGGCCCGGCAGAGUGUACCUGGAGACCUACGGGUGCCAGAUGAACGUCAGUGACACGGAGAUCGCGUGGGCUAUCCUGCGAAAGAACGGCUACACGAGGACAAAGGACGUGGAUGAGGCCGAUGUGAUUCUGCUUGUUACCUGUUCUGUGAGGGAGAAGGCUGAGCAGGCUAUCUGGAAUCGCCUGCGGCACCUCAAGGCACUGAAAGCCCGGCGGCACCAGGGUCGCCUGCCUCUCCGCAUCGGGAUCCUAGGAUGCAUGGCUGAGAGGCUUAAGGAGGAGAUUCUGCACAGGGAGAAGCUAGUCGAUAUCGUGGCAGGCCCCGAUGCGUACCGUGACCUUCCUCGGCUGCUGGCCGUGGCUGAGUCUGGCCAGCAAGCUGCUAACGUCCUGCUGUCGCUAGAUGAGACUUACGCAGAUAUUCUGCCUGUCCAGACUAGCGCAGGUGGCACGACAGCAUUUGUAUCUAUCAUGCGGGGCUGUGACAACAUGUGUAGCUAUUGCAUCGUGCCCUUCACCCGUGGCCGCGAAAGGAGCCGCCCCAUUGCUUCCAUUCUGCGGGAAGUGAAGAUGCUCUCAGAUCAGGGGGUGAAAGAAGUGACUCUUUUGGGUCAGAAUGUCAACAGCUUUCGAGAUAUGUCUGAGGUGCAGUUUCAGACAGCCGCUGCCCCUGUCCUCAGUCGUGGCUUUAGCACCGUCUACAAAGCUAAGCCAGGAGGAUUGCGUUUUGCACAUCUUCUAGACCAGGUUUCCAGAAUUGAUCCAGAAAUGAGGAUCCGUUUCACUUCUCCACACCCCAAGGAUUUUCCUGAUGAGGUCCUGCAGCUUAUCCAGGAGCGACACAACAUCUGCAAACAGCUCCAUCUCCCAGCCCAGAGUGGAAGCACACGAGUCCUGGAGGCCAUGCGACGAGGAUACACAAGGGAAGCAUAUUUAGAGCUCGUACACCACGUGCGUGACUCCAUUCCAGGAGUGAGUUUAAGCAGCGAUUUCAUUGCGGGUUUCUGUGGGGAGACAGAAGAAGAUCACCAGCAGACCGUGUCCUUGCUGCGGGAAGUCCGCUACAACGUAGGCUUCCUGUUCGCUUACAGCGUGAGACAGAAAACCCGGGCGUAUCACCGGCUGCAGGACGAUGUGCCUGCAGAUGUAAAGCGGAGGCGUCUGGAGGAGCUCAUUGCUGUCUUUCGAGAGGAGGCUGCAAGAGCGAAUGAGGCGAUGGUGGGCCAGUCUCAGCUGGUGCUGGUGGAAGGGCCCAGCAAGCGCUCUGCCUCGGAGUUGUGUGGGAGGAACGAUGGCAACAUCAAAGUGAUCUUCCCUGAUGCUGAGAUAAAGGAUGCCGCAGGCUGCAAGGCUCUGGUCAGAGCCCAGCCAGGGGACUAUGUUUUGGUGAAGGUAACCUCUGCCAGUUCUCAGACCUUGAAGGGAGUUCCGCUUUGUCGUACCACCCUUGCCUGCUCUACAGCUUGACACUGUCCAGUGGCAGCAGGGAUGACU
Molecule: messenger RNA, 1716 nt
Organism: Cygnus olor (mute swan)
Lineage: Eukaryota; Metazoa; Chordata; Aves; Anseriformes; Anatidae
Product: mitochondrial tRNA methylthiotransferase CDK5RAP1-like
Exons: 13
Coding region: 1-1689 (562 amino acids)
Biological process (GO): negative regulation of cyclin-dependent protein serine/threonine kinase activity; tRNA modification
Cellular component (GO): cytosol; mitochondrion
Molecular function (GO): tRNA-2-methylthio-N(6)-dimethylallyladenosine(37) synthase activity; 4 iron, 4 sulfur cluster binding
Source: RefSeq, a predicted model, not a curated record